Molecule: messenger RNA, 1221 nt
Organism: Closterium sp. Yama58-4
Lineage: Eukaryota; Viridiplantae; Streptophyta; Zygnematophyceae; Desmidiales; Closteriaceae
Source: the annotation of a GenBank genome assembly
AUGUUUCCUCCCGUUCUAGCUUUCGAUGCCGAGGGCCGUCCGGUGAAGUUCGAAACCUGGCUAGAUGACCUGCACCUGUUCUUACAGCUCACUGCCAAGGAAGAUAUCUCACUGUACGACCACGCCCUAGGCCAUGCCACUGCCCCUGACUCGUCUGCUGACAGCACUCUGCGUUCCCAGUGGCAGACCCGUGAUGCGCACGCUCGCUUUGCUAUUCGCAACUCCCUGCCGCUAGACGAGCGCGAGCACUUCGGCCAGUGCAAGACUGCUAAGGACCUCUACACAGCUGUAGUUGCCCGCUACUCCUCACCUGCUUCUGCCACGCUAGGCCGCCUCACUCUCCCCUACCUGUUCCCCGACCUAGCCUCCUUUCACACUGUCGCAGACCUCAUCACCCACCUUAAGACUAGUGAGGCCCGCUUUCGCGCUGCUAUGCCUGCCGAGUUUCUCACUAGCAACCCCCCCCCGCUCUGGAUCACUCUCUACCACAUCGUCACCCGCCUCCCUGACUCUCUGCGCGCAGCACCUCUCGUGGCGACCCCCGCACCCCGUUCUUUGAGGGGUGUUCCCCUUCCCCCCUCCUCCCCUCUGUCGCCUCUGCUGCUGCUGUCGACCUCCUCGGUGCUGAGAAGGUCGGGACCGCGUCUGCUUCGAGCGGGCGCCGCAGGAACAAGGGGGGCAGGGGUGGGGGUGGCGGCGGAGGAGGUGGGGGUGGAGGCGGUGGGAGUGGAGGCGCGGCUGAGGAGGCCGGUGGCGGCAGUGGGGGAGGAGACAGCAGCGGCGGGAGUGGUGGCAGGGGCGGAGGCGGCAGCGGGGGCGGAGGUGGUCGUGGUGGCGGCAGGGGUGGAGGUGGCCGGGGUGGUGGUCGUGGAGGCACUGGCGGAGGGCAGAGUCAGCAGCCCGCCCCGACGCUUCAGGCCGCCCGUGAGUGGUAUGCGCAGCGUGGAGUUACCUGCACGUACGUUAUUCGCACAGUUUCCUAGUGCCACUGACCUGCCGCGCUGGGCUGAGCUGGAAAAGAGGGGUGUUGAUAUUUGGGCUCUAGACUUUGAUGCUAUUCUCACUGCCAUGUAUGCGAUGUCUAUUAGUGGAGAGGGUGCUCAGUACUUGCGUGUUCUGCCCGACCCGGGCAUUCAGGCCAGUCCGGCUGCCGCUCUAGGUGCUAGUGCGUCCGCUCCCACAGGUCCUGGUGAGGCUGCUGCCCUAGCAGGAGGGCAUUGA